Messenger RNA from Capronia coronata CBS 617.96, 2445 nucleotides. RefSeq lists its product as uncharacterized. The transcript has 2 exons. The coding region runs from base 1 to 2445 and encodes 814 amino acids. The record is from RefSeq and is a predicted model, not a curated record. Gene Ontology annotation, molecular function: protein binding. NCBI's taxonomy places the organism in Eukaryota, Fungi, Ascomycota, Eurotiomycetes, Chaetothyriales, Herpotrichiellaceae.
AUGUCCUCGAGCCCGGCGACCUCGACAUCGGAGCAAUGGAGGGCCAAGCCAACUCCCGCGCCUACUCCUUCUCACCUUGAGGCGCGCGAAGGCCCCGCUGCCGCUCAGUGGCAAGCGGUGAAGGAGGUGAUCCGGGUCCUGUACGAGAAGAAGCCGUUGAGAGAUGUGAAGAGGAUCUUGGAGCAACAGUACGGCUUUCGCGCGACUGAGCGCAUGUUCAAAGCCCGGCUAUCGCAGUGGGGAAUCAGCAAGAACUAUUCCGACCGAGACUAUCAAAUAUGCGCGGUGUUGAGCCACCACCGCUACAAGAAGGGUAAAGCAAGCACCGCCUUCAUGAUCCAUGGCCACAAGCGAACGCUCCGGGACUUGCACAAGUACAUCAAAGGCCGGAAGAUGUCCGAAGAAGACUUCCUAGCAUCGGCGCUCAAAACCGUCGACUACAGGGACCAGCAGCAACCACCGGUCCAGUAUGCUCACGUCCGAGCAUAUACGCCGGAGCCUGAGCUCGACACCCUCAGUUACGACGACCUGUUGACACCCACGGAUCUGACAUCGUGGACAGAGUCGGUGCCGUCCGGGUCAUCAGCGUCGGGCUCAUCUUGCGUCUUGUCCCAUACACAUACAUAUACACCUUCGCCUAAUCACCCAUCACCCAGCGAUCAUGCCUCGCCGGGCUCCAUCUUCGUAUCCUCCUCUUCGAUGAUGCACUUGACACCGUCAGCAACCCAAUCCCAUUGUUCCUACCUUUCACCAGCCAAAGACAGUGCCAUGUCGAAAGCUAUUCCUGCCAUUGCGUGGUCGUCUCGACCGACGCCGUUCGAGUCAUCCCCGCUCCUCAAUCCGCCCAAGCUGACGUUGCGAGAUGAGGACCAACCUGCUUCGAGCGACCAAGAUAUCAGUCCCAGUAUCACUUGCCAGCGACUCGGCCGAGAUGUUGAAUACAUGGCACUUCAAGUGGUCGAUGCACCCCCGCUAAAGUCGCUCUGCGGACACGACGACAUUCGAUCCUGGCGGUUGAUGAGUGACACGUCUUCGACCGACAUGGAAGACUACGAGGUGAUUUGUCCGACGUGUCAUGAUCUCACCCGAGACCAUUUCAUCAGCCUGCCGAACCUCGAACUCCCUGCCCGCCAGCCACGAAACAUUCUCAACGAAACCAGCGGGGCCAUCCUUUCGGUACCAGCAUCGUCUCGUGGACACGAGCACUCCUGGAGAUGGGUGGCGCGAUGUUUCGCGGCGUGCAUCUACCUGAGUCGUGGCAAUGACGCCUUAUCGCGAAUCAGCCUGGCCGACGCCGACGCCGAAUUCGAGAAAAUGCUGACUCCGCACCAAGAUCCCAAGGUCUUACUCGCCCUCACCCAGACGCUGCAGAUUCUACACAUCCACGACCAGGGCGUCAUAUCCAGAACCAUCAUCUGCUCGGCAUAUAACGUGGCGGAGCGCGUGCUCGGGCCUGACGAUCCCUUGACCACCAUUGUUCGGUGGAUGGUGUACGUGGCCGACCUGAACAUGCGAGACCGCGACAUCACGAGUUCGACGUUGGACCACUUACAUACUCAAUUUGUGCAACGGCACGGAACCACGGAUCCACGAUCCAUAGCGUCGCUGUAUUGUUACGGGUAUAUGCUGAAUGUGGAACGGCAGGUCGAGCAAGCCGAACUGGUCUUGCGCAAGGUCUAUGAGUUGUCCUGCGUCAAUCUCGGUGCGCGGCAUCUUCAGUCCAUCUCGGCAUUGACCAACCUCCACCGUGCACUCGAACGACAAGGCCGGAUCGACGAAGCCAUUCACGUCUUGGAGCAAGCCAUCGCCAAUGCGCGCGAGACGUUGGGCCAUAACCAUCCACGCCGGCUGGAGAGCAUUCGUCUGUUGGCGAUCAUGCAUGAAGGACGUGGGCAGAUGGAUGUCGCCGAGUCCCUGUACUGGCGCGUCUUGGAAGGCCGGGUCCGAAUGCUUGGUCGCAACCACCAGUAUACUCAAGGCAUGAAGUCCGAUCUGGAGACUUUCUUGAAGAGGAGGGGCAAAUGGAUCGUGAGGAGACAGAAGGUGGGAAAGCCAGGGGCGGGCGGCGGAGGGAUGUCGCUGAAGGACAACGACAAACCCAACCAGAAUAAGAACAACAAGGACGACAGGAACGACAGCAACCACAACAGCACCAGCAGAAACAACAAUACUGAUACACCAGACAUUCGAACGGGACCGCCCCGAUUCUGUUUCAACGAGGUUAUCACCGCAGAGAUGACGGAGACCGAAUUCGUCGAAAGCGAAGCACAGCUCCGCAUGCAAGAUCUUUUCGAAUGGGAUCCGGAUGAGAAAUGGGACAACCAGCCCCUCUCCCGAGGAACCGAUUUUGGUGGAGGGGCUAGCAGUAGCGGUGUCGGCGUCGGCAGUGCUCGUACCAGCAUGGAUCUGGGAGAUGAUACGGGCAGCCAGACCCAGGCUUUUUGA